Messenger RNA from Drosophila albomicans, 3693 nucleotides. RefSeq names its product cilia- and flagella-associated protein 91-like. The coding region runs from base 136 to 3591 and encodes 1151 amino acids. The transcript has 3 exons. The record is from RefSeq and is a predicted model, not a curated record. Lineage: Eukaryota; Metazoa; Arthropoda; Insecta; Diptera; Drosophilidae.
AUUAGUACAAAGGACAAUCAGAAAGUGUACAUCAAUAAUUGAACUCAAGUUACCGUUUCGGCAUAAAUAAAUACUUGAUAAAUUACGUUUAAUUAGCUGCAAAUUAACAAAAAGAGAAGAACGAGAAUAACGAGAAUGCCAGCUCAAGAGGCGGGCGUAAUGAAUGUGCUCUUCGAGGCGCGUCGUAUGCGCAACAGCAGCUCGACAUCGCGGCACAGCGGCUCCUCGCCCCGCAUUGCACCCCUCGAGGUGAAGCGGGUCAAGUCGAAGGAAUCUGUGCAGCUACUGGUAGAGCCGCCAAAGCAUGCCAAGCGUGUGACCUUUAGCAAACAGAAGCAGCAACAGCAGCAGCAGCAUCAGCAGCGACAACAAACCGUAGUUAAGGAUACGGAAAUGCAGACUGGUUUAACCUCAUGUCUAAUAACAAAUCCCACGCUGGAGCCACGUGCGGCAGGCGGUGCCAAUAAUCCGGCGGAGCGUAAAGUCGGUUGGUUGGCGCGGACGGACAGCGAGUGUCAAUUCAAGGCACCGGGCAUUGAUUUCCUAACGGAACGCGACACAAAUGUCAUCACAUUCGAGGUGAAGAUGCGUGAUUCGCUGCAGAGCGUCAAGGACUACACGACCAAGUGCGAUUACUUUCCCAAGUUUGUGGACAAGCGACCCUUCAAGGAUCAGGCCACACAAACGCUUUAUAGGGAAUCUUCGGCACAAACUCUCGCAUACUUGCCAGACAUUGUGGACAAGGAGCAGUCCGAACACCUGGAGCUCUUUAAUUUGGCCACGCUGCUGCCGGGUGACAAGCCCCCUGGACUCUACGAGGUGGAAAUACUAGAAAGGGCACGCAAGCGUUGGGCCUUCAAUCAGGCGCUGAAGACGAACUUUAUGCAGCAGUUGCACGAGGCACGCGAAAGUGCGAUCAAUAGCAAAUAUCGUCCCAUACUCGAGGCCUUCGAGUGGGAGCAAUGGAUCGAACGGGAGGAAUACAUACAAGAGUGUCAGAUGAUGCGCUUGGAGAUUGUGAUACGCAUGUUCGACAAGCGAGAAAGGCAAAUGCACACCGCUUCAAAGACACGCAUAGAGGAAGCAUGUGCCACCAUUGAGAAGCGUCGCCAGCACGGUCUCAACAAGAACGAGAUAAAAUAUCAGCGUGCGAUGCGACGCCUGCAGAUCGAGCACUCGGGCACCUCACGUCGCUGGAAGAAACAGAGUCCAAUGCAGGCGCUGGGAUCGCCGUGCUCGGAGUUCUACGGUCCGCUCAUACGUCAUGGCGUCGAUCCGGCGCGUCGCAAUUUUGUGGGCGACGGACGCAAGGCAUUUGACAUGCGUAUCGAUAGCCUGGAGAAGCGUGUCGACAUGGACAAGCUGGAGUGUCCGUUCACCAAGCUCAAGGAAUGGUCCAAGCCCAAGGAGUAUGUGAAGGAGUACGAGCAGAACUUCUGCUCCGACAAGCAUCUGCAAAAGCUCUACGAAUCUCUGAAGACGCUGCGUUCGCAGGCGACGCGCCAGAAGACAGCACCAAAGUGCCUGAAGCGUCGCCCGAAGGUAGCUUCCGAGGUGGAUGCGCGCAUCAGCUACAACUACGAGGAUGUGGAUGCUACGGACUUUUUCAGGGAUCGGGCACGACGCUCCGACGUCGCUGAAUUGAAAGUGAGCGAGGAACUUUCACCCGAGCAAAUACUGGCCAUACGCAACUUCCUUGAGGAUGAGGAGCGACGCAAACACAGUCCCGAUAUUGCGGAGCAAAUGAUGCGCGAACGUCGGACCGAGGAUCUAGAGCAGCUGUUGCACAUCUACGAGGGCGGCACCAUUGGCUGGAUUAUGCAGUUUCUUUCGGAGGAAAUGGAGCGACUCAAGGAGCAGCGUAAGCUGCAUUUUUUCUCUAUAUUAGCGCAAAAGGAGCGUUGGCGUCGCGAAGCUGCCGAGGCUGGUCUACGGCAGAAGGAGAAUAAUUUACGCAUACUUUACGAGGACAUCUUUCAGCAGAGCAAUGUGGUUAACAACGAGGUGACCGAGGACUAUAUCAACACCAUACUAACCACAGAUAUGGCGCAUAUUGCCGAGAACAACGCAGCAGAAUCUGUGAUUGUUUUGGCCAAACAAAUCGAUGCGGAUAUUCAGCGUUGGCUGGACAACAUUAAGCUGGUGCAAACACCGCUCACCUACGAACCUUUGCGUGAACUAUUGCGUGCCAUGGUCUUUCCCGACCUCAACACUUUGGUGAUCAAGUAUGAGAAGACUCUGAUAGCCAAGUACAUCAUAGACGAUGUGCUCUUUGGGCGCAUCUGGGAAGAGUUGGAAACUUAUGACAUUGCAACCGUGAUUGGCAGUGAUCUCAUCGAUCGCUUGAUUGACAAUGAUUUGUAUUUCUUUUCAACGGAGAGUGAAGGCGAAACACCGCGUCCACGCACAGCCAACAUCGAAGUAGAGGCCAUACUGCGAAAGGUCAUUAGACAGGCGGUGCCAGGAAGACGCUGGAAGACGGAAACGGAACGCGUAGCACACGAGAAUUGCAACGAUCUGUUUGAUGGGAUUUUCGAUCGGAUUCUGGAGGAAAUUAAUCGAGAUAUUGAACCCAUGGAACCGGUGGAAUUGCAUCAGGCCUUCUCACGACAAUUGAUUAGCAAACGUGAUAAUAUACGAGAAUUGGAGGAGGAGAAUUUGCAGAAACGGAGGUUGGAUGAAACCGUUGCUGAAGGUGAAAUCGAGAAUAUUAUGCAUUUGAAGACGCAAGUUUUGUCGCUGCUUAAGAAGAUGAAGGGCGAUAAGAUCACAAAAGCUUUGGAUACCGAUGAGCAUUAUUUGGGUGAUGCUAAAGUGAAGAUCGAGGAUGAUCAAAGCGAUGCAUUGGUGCAUUUGCACGUCUACAAGGAGAGGGAAAAAAUUUCCGAAGUUGAGGGUGAUGUGCACAGCAUAAUCAGCAUGUUGGAUGUGACCAAUGAGGAGCAUUUUGCUACCGUCAAGCAUCCGGGGCCGGAGUCGGACAUUGCUGACGAUACGAGCAGUUCCAGGAUGACAUACAUUGGCGUGGAGUUUGGCACAAAGACCAAGAAACCGGAGGAUCAAUUGAUACACGCGUUUCACGAGCUCAUCGAUGGCACCGUUCCCAGUGAUGCGUACACGGAAUACGAGGCCGAUGACGAGAGCAGCUGGUGGCCUCGAGAUAACUACGUUGGCGAGGGCAUAGAGGAGGAGCUGCUUAUUUCUACAGACGCUCCAAGCACUGUUUUGCGACGACAAUCGUCAUCGGAGGCGUCAUUAAAGGGAACAUUGAAGCGACCAGCUGUAUCGCGACCUCCAUCGAGAGUUGGAUCGUUACCUGCAUCAAAGCAAGCAUCGCAGGCGGAAUUGCCAAAGGCGCAAAUCCCAAGGGCCACAAGUCUGCUGAUCGACGAAGAAGAAGAUGAACAUCCUUUGGGAAAUCUUUCCUCGAAUAAAACAUCAAAUACGUUCUUCGAUGCGAGGGACACAAAGAAAUUUAGUGGCGUGUCCAGCCAUUAUGAUCUAACGGCUCCCAACGAUGAAGUAUCGCAGUCAGGAAAAAGCGUAAAGUCUGUGAAAAGCGAAGACAAAAAUUCCCAACAUCGCGAAUAGAAAGGGAAAAUUGAGUAUGCUGAUUUUGGAGCCACUAUAAAUAGUGAAAUGAUGAUGUUAAAUAUGAUUAUAAAUUAAAAGUUACUUUAGUUAUUGUGCAGA